CCCCUCCCCCUCCCCCCCCCAAGGACUCUUCAACCGCUCCCUCCCUCACGCCCUCGUCCCUCUCUCUCGCCUCCACCCUCCCCCACCCCGCCCUCUCCAUCGUCCCGCUUAUUCGCUUUUCGCACAAUCGAACACUUCCCGCAAGAUGGCAACAGACACACACCUCCCCCUAAACCACUUGCCCACAGAGGACUCGCUCAAGACUGCAAAAGAGCUGUUUGCGGGGACUGUUGCGGGGUGGACGCAGGUGUUGACUGGUCAGCCCUUCGACACGGUCAAAGUGCGGUUACAGACGCAGCCGCGCGAGAACCCAACCUACACCGGGAUGGGCGACUGCGUGCGUCAAACCCUCAAAAACGAGGGCUUCACCGGCUUCUAUAAAGGCACCCUAACCCCCCUCCUCGGGGUCGGCGCUUGCGUCGCCAUCCAAUUCGGCGCCCUCGAGUACGCCAAACGCUCCUUCACACUCUACAACUCCUCCCACUCCUCCCACCCCUCGCACCUCUCCUUCCCGCAACUCUUCCUCUCCGGCGCCUUCUCCGGCCUCGCAAACUCCAUCCUCUCCGGCCCCAUCGAACACAUCCGCACCCGUCUCCAAGUCCAAUCCAAGAACCCCACCCCCGGGACCGUCAUGUACACCGGCCCGUGGGACGUCACCCGCAAGAUCUACACCACCCACGGCCUGCGCGGCCUCUACAAAGCCCAGCACGUCACCCUCAUCCGCGAGUUCGUCGGCUACGGCGCCUACUUUGCCACCUACGAGUACCUCAUGCAGCGGGAGAUGAUAAACCACAACAAGAAGCGCAGCGAGGUCGAGAUGUGGAAGCAGUGCGCGUAUGGCGCCGGGAGCGGGUACGCGCUCUGGUUGAGUGUGUACCCCGUGGAUGUCGUCAAGAGUAUGUUGCAGGUGGAUGGGUUUGGCAAGGAGGCGAAGUGGAGGGGCAUGUGGGAUUGUGCGAGGCGGACGAUCGCGCAGGAGGGCGUUAGGGGGUUGUAUCGAGGAUUCGGACCGUGCAUGCUCCGAGCGGCCCCUGUGAACGCCGCGACGUUCGUGGCGUAUGAGGCGACGAUGAAUCUUCUUGGGCGGUGAAACGUUCGGUCCCCCAAGGCCACCCACCACAGAUUGCUGAGCGGUGUAUUUAUGACCUUGUUCUGGGAUAUGAUAACUUAUCCGAUGGUGUGCGAAUAGACACAAUACGAGUGGUAUGUGAUAUAUAUAUAUAUAUAGAGGAUGGCACAAAAAGAAA
This is a messenger RNA of Fimicolochytrium jonesii, 1247 nucleotides long. Its product is annotated as mitochondrial carrier domain-containing protein. The record is from RefSeq and is a predicted model, not a curated record. Lineage: Eukaryota; Fungi; Chytridiomycota; Chytridiomycetes; Spizellomycetales; Powellomycetaceae. Gene Ontology annotation, molecular function: L-ornithine transmembrane transporter activity. The transcript has 4 exons. Gene Ontology annotation, biological process: mitochondrial L-ornithine transmembrane transport. The coding region runs from base 146 to 1090 and encodes 314 amino acids.